GUAAUGUGUCGGUGUGCGCAUUAUAAGACCUUUUGUUGCAGCGGCUGCUAUUUUUACACCGGCCGGCAUUUUCGGAAUGUUUAACCGACAUCAACUGGCAAGCAGGCAACGUUUCACAUUUUUCUCAUACUAUUCAUCGCCUACUUUGGUAGUGGUGGUACGGAUGGCGCCGGUGCGUUUGGAGGUGGAGCGUGUUAUAGAAAUCAAAUGCGAUUUUGCCACGGUGUGUGUUGGUGUUAGUGUCGGCCGAAAGAUGCUGCUGAAUAAUUACAGUACCGGUGACUGGAAAACUUGAAUGAAUCUAAAUAUAAAUGAAACCCAUUUAAUGUGCACAGACACCGGUGAAAGACGAUUCAACCGCUCGAGAGCUCCAAAUUGUGAAAUGCACCAAUGACCUCUUGUAGCUGAUAGGUGAGAAGGAGGAUGCCCAUAUUCCAAAAAUAAAACUCCGCAGCAGGAAUGAAUCGACGACACACGAUCCGCCAGGAUGAUUGGCCGGGAAGUAAUAGGCUCUGGUAGCAAACAAAGCAAAGCUUAUCUUGAUAGUGAUCUACAUCCAAGGAUGAACUUACAGGGGUUUGCAGGGGUUCUGGAAAUUGUGGCACACUUUCCGGCCCCUUACGCACGGGAAGUGAUACUUUGGAAGUGAUCGCACGCUGGACGAUAAAGCGGUCACCAUUCCAAAUAUCAAUUUAUGGGAAAUGGAUUCUUAGGCAACCUUAUUCGUGAUAAUUCUAGUGCAUGAUUAUUCCUUUUGGAUUUCCAUUUGGCCUUUGCAAUCAGAGUGCCUUAGAAUCCAUAUUCCGUCACAAUUAGAUUCACUACUGUGAUAGCUUUAUCCUUAGCUCGCCACUGCAAAGUAUCACUUCCAGUGCAAAAAUGUCUAGAAAGUGUGCUAAAAGCAUAAAAACAGUCAUCACCUGAAAAACCCUAUGAUGCUGAUAAGCCGCUUGACCGUUCACUUCAAUUGCGAUAUGCCAGUGUCUGUCAGGAAGGCGUCAGAAACACAUCGAGAUAGAUCAUCGAACAGCACUGAUACAUCAUGGCCCGUCCCCUACUAUCUCCGAUUAUUUUGCUCUUCAUGGUAUCCACACUAUUUCGCUUAUCUGCCAGUAAUCGUGAUGCGAUAGGUUAUAGAGUUUUGCAGCAGAAAUCGUACUACCUCGGUACCACAUUCAGGCUAAACUGGCAUAAGGCAGCCGCUUUCUGCCGAUCGCAAGGACUCUUCCUGGUGUCAAUUAACAGCCAGUCACAGCUAGAUGAAGUGAUUGAGUACAUCAACAAAAGUGGAUUCUUUAAUGCGAACGAGAGCAACCUGCAACUGUGGACAUCGGGCAAUGAUUUGGGAGAGAAAAAUCAAUUCCUCUGGACGUCGACCGGUGAGCGGAUCACGUUUAAUCAAUGGACCCAGGGUGAACCAAAUCAUGCUCAGGUGGGCAACUGUACAGUGGAGCAUUGUGUAGUGCUGCAGCACUACCAAAACGGUCUCGGUGCUACCUAUUCGUUUGAUGAUAGAGCAUGUGAAUGGCAAUACUAUUUCAUGUGCGAAUCCUUAGAUUGUUAGAGUGCAGGAUAACGUGUUGGGGUGGUGAAGGAGUUGGAUUAAUUUAAAAUUUCAUACACAAGCUUUUUUCUGUAAAGAUUAUUUCAUAUGAAUCAACAGCGAUCAGUGAUUCGUAUCUCGAAUCAAAUCUCUUAAAAUAGACGAAUUGCUAAUGAUGCGUAUACAUUUUAAAUGAUCCGUGAAUCUUGAAAGAUUUGUUGAUCUCUAGCAGAAAUUGCGGUCGAGUACUGGCGUUCCUGCUGUGCCGAAGGGUCGGGAAGUCGUUAUCGAGUAUCUGGACAGUACCGGGUACAAGAAAACGCAUAAAGACCUCAUGGCCUGGAUGUCUGCGAACUAUCUCGGCCAUGAGGGUGAAUUUCAUUGGUCCUCGACGGUUACAAGAUCGACGACUGCACGGCCAUCCUUUCCCAACUAUAACUACACCUUCAACGAUCGGUUCUGUGGACGGGAAUUAUAGGUUACCUGCAUAAUUUUGGACCAGUUUUUUAUAUGAAGAAUAUUUAGAAAAUAGAAAGCAAUUACAAUCCAGUUAA
Molecule: messenger RNA, 2097 nt
Organism: Anopheles arabiensis
Lineage: Eukaryota; Metazoa; Arthropoda; Insecta; Diptera; Culicidae
Product: C-type lectin 37Da-like
Exons: 4
Coding region: 1043-1564 (173 amino acids)
Biological process (GO): biological process involved in interspecies interaction between organisms
Cellular component (GO): external side of plasma membrane
Molecular function (GO): carbohydrate binding
Source: RefSeq, a predicted model, not a curated record